Molecule: messenger RNA, 2186 nt
Organism: Coffea arabica (coffee)
Lineage: Eukaryota; Viridiplantae; Streptophyta; Magnoliopsida; Gentianales; Rubiaceae
Source: RefSeq, a predicted model, not a curated record
UCGUUUUAUUCCGUCUACAGUUUCAUAUUUUCUUCUGUGCUUUUGGAUUGAUUUGGAUUGGGUUUGCUUACCCUUUUGGCACCCUUGUCAGUCGAUUGUAAGUGUCAGAAAGCAGGGAUGGACAGUCACAAGGUUGAAGAUAAAGAGAGUCUCCUCCUCUAAACAAUCUAAACAGGGUAAAUGUGAACCAACUUCAUCAAAAUGCUCAUUGACAAUAGAAAAGCAGAACUCUUUUGGCCCUGAUUCUCCCAGUCACAAUAUUGUUGAUGAAGAUCCAUGUCAUGACUCACACGUUGGUGUGGAAUCAAUGGAUUUGCGUCUUGUAUUGCCUUCAUGGUCGAUAGAAGAAUCCAAGAUUGGAAAAAGGCAGAGAAGGCAAACAAAGUUAUUGGAAGAACUUCCUCUUUUGAAUUCAAUUUAUGGUGAGAACUUUCUCCUCAAUUUUAAUUCAGGAAUUGAUAUUUCAAUUCCACUCAGGGUUCUUCUGUCCAAAGAACAUUUAAACGAUGAAAGGGCGAUUCUGAAGAUCAAUUGGACAGACACACAGGUUGGCAUCCAUAUAGAACCCAGAAAUGGAGUAAAAAGUCUAUUGACCUUGUAUGGAAAGCUUCAAUCAGCGGCUAAGCGAAAGCAUAUAGAAGGAUCGAUAAUAGCUAUACUGAACGCGGUGCGGGAGGCAUUCAAUUUUGGCAAAAUUCCUAUAAUGGUGGGGCACAUAAUUUACCCAAAGUAUGAUCGGGACUAUAUUCAACAUGAGGAAAUAGGAAGUGGUUUCUAUGGAAAGGUGUAUAGAUGCGAGGCCAAACUUGAAGGCACGGAUUGUGCUAUUAAGAAGAUACUUUUGACCAAAUCAGAAGAAGUUCAACGUGUGUUUAAUGAAGCCAAAAUGCUCAGUCUCGUACGACAUCCAAAUGUUGUGGGCUAUUAUCAGGCAUGGAUUGAAGAUUACAGAAAACCAAACAAUUCUAAGACUCGCAAAUCUUGUUCCUCUUCAUAUGGCCCGAGGCAGAAGAUGAUGUAUAUUCAUAUGGAACUUUGUAAGGGGGGGUCAUUGGCGUCUAAAUUAGCGAAGGAGAAGGAGCUACGGACGGAUAUGGCAUGGAGUUACUCUCGGCAGAUUUUGGAGGCUUUACAGUGCAUACAGCGCAAAAAUAUUAUUCAUCGGGACUUGAACCCGAAAAAUAUUUUCAUAGACGACAGUGGAACAGUGAAAAUUGGGGAUUUUGGAUUAGCUAUGCGUAAGGAUGAGGAUGUCAGUUCGAACAAAAAUUUGUCACCAGUUGGUGCAGCUCUCUACCGUGCACCUGAAAUGAGAAAGGGGGUGUGCAUCACCAACAAGGUGGACAUGUUUGCCUUGGGGUUGAUUCUAUUCGAGCUGUUUUGUCCCCGGGGACGUUCUGAGAAAGUGAUCCAAAUGUUGAAUGGCUCGGAAUCACCCUGCGAAAUUUGCGAAGAGUAUAAGGUGGAUGAAACUGCCAAGCCCCUGAUCUUGAAGCUACUUCGGACAGAUCCAUUGAAACGGCCUUCUGCUGCUGAUCUUCUACAGGAUUUAGAUACAUUGGAGGUGACAAGAAAGAACACUCAGGAAACAGAAAUACAACAAAGACCUGAGCAAGAGCAUAUUCAAAUAGAGAGCCAAUCCAGUCUGAUGAUAAAGGUCCAUACGCAUCAAGAUAAAAGGCAAAAAACAGUGGGGAUUGGAAUCACAGCAACUGACUCUAUGGGACAUCUUCAAGCAGGUUGGGCACUGAGGGAAAGAAUGUCAGCAGACCCAUUGCAAGACAAAGCUGUUGCUGUGAGACUCGCACUACGGAAUGCGAUCGACCAAGGAUGGAGGAACAUCAAAGUGGAACUGGAUGAUAGGGAGCUGGUGGAGUGCAUUAAGGAAACAAGGAACAACAAGUCAACAACCAACUGACGGCUACUCUAAUACGCGACAUUCAGUCCAUAAGUAAUUUGUUUCAUAAGUGUUCUUUCUCUUUUGCUAAUUCAGGGUAUGUAGAAAGUAUUAAGUUGAGCUUGCAUGCUCUAAACAUCGUUUUAGAUGAAAAAUGGGUGAAUCCCAAUCUUAGGUGUUAGGCACCAAUGAUUUUUGUAGGACGGUUGUCCUUUUGAUUGGACCUUUGUCCAAAUAUUGUAAAGUAUUCGGUUAUAAAUAUAAAGCUAAUGUUUCGACAAAAAAAAAA